AUGCGCAGCGGUUACAAAGUCUUCCUCGCUAUCACGCAGAUAUUUCUUUUACAGCCAAAUAAUCAGGGACCCGGCUCUCCGAUCUCGGUCUACAAUUUACCGGAUCAAUUUGACAGCGCUCUAACCUUAGUCUGGGCUGAUGGAGCCAAUGGUAAUGGAACACCCUCUGCGGAACGUGCUGAAUACUGCCAGAAUAGUGCGCGCCGCUGCUCAAAAGGAUCCGCUACGCCUCGCAGUCCUGAUCCGUUAUCCCGCCGGGCGUUGCGGAGGACUUUGACACCCGUUCGCCUUGACCGGACCAUCGUGUUCACCACUCAUUUCUUGGACGAAGCUGAUCUCCGAGGGCAAUCCCGUUGCUCUCAAGUCAAACCUUGGGCAGGGAUACAGCGUCCAAGUCGUGUUCAACUCCUUGAUUUGGCUGAGAAGGACCUUCCAAAAGUAUUCUCCGAAACUUUGGAUCGUAUUCGCGAAGUUGGUCCCCAGCGUUAUAUGUCACUCUCCUCACCGAGCCAGGCAUCAUACCACCUCAAGCCAAUGGAUCCUGCUGUUGUGGAGAAGGUCCUCCAGCUGCUGGAUCAGAAGUGCGAUGCUCUUUGCGCCGCGCCCUGUGAUGUGCUUGGGACAUCCGUUGAAGAUAUCUUCCUGAAUCUCACGGCCCACCAAACUGGUAGCGUCUCCCUAGAUAGCGCUGAGAGGUCCAUUUCAAGUUCAGACAUGCUCACGGGUGAUUCGUUGUUUGCGCGGCAGGCGGCCCUGCCCAGCUUAGCUGGUCCGACUAUGAUGAACCUGGCAACAAAUAUACUUUAUAAUCGGGCAUCAAACACUUCUGGGGACAUUGAACACCCGCCGAACCUUAUUUACGCGAGCUAUGCUGCUUUCCUUCAUCUUGCUUCGGGGACUCUGGUUGAUCUCAAGUGGGCGGCAUUCUUUGGGGCUGCUAUGUUUGGCUUUCCCGUUCCAUCAUGCGAUUUGGAGGUCCCAUCCUCUACCUCUUGGUUUAUGGCUUUGUGCUGUUCGGUAUUCUCUUAUGGGUUGAUUAGCUAA
This is a messenger RNA of Suillus fuscotomentosus, 1044 nucleotides long. RefSeq lists its product as uncharacterized. Bases 1 to 1044 code for a protein of 347 amino acids. The record is from RefSeq and is a predicted model, not a curated record. The transcript is spliced from 5 exons. Lineage: Eukaryota; Fungi; Basidiomycota; Agaricomycetes; Boletales; Suillaceae.